CGAGUAUUUGUGGAAUUAGGUUUGAUGCCUGCUCUCGUGCUCAGAUAUGAGUAAAACCUAGGGUCUAGUUCUCUAAUCCUUGCUCAGAUCGGAAUUUGAAGUUGUGAUACUCCUAAUUCGCAACUCAAGUCGAGCUUCAAUUCAAAUUCUCCUCAGUCCAGUUAGAUGUACAUUCAUCUACUCCACCCGCAAUUUUCAUCUGGGUGUUACGAUUUAGCUACGAGUUCACCAGCAGACACGAAGAGAGCUCGUCCAUGUAGUCCGUACGCACAAAGGGGCAGCUGACUCUGCCUUCCGGUGCACCUACCAGAAACAUGACAUCGUCGGGAAAAGGGGUUCCAUUGUCAAAAGAACUUACGCGAAUCACGGGUGGACCUUGACGAUCAAAAUAAGAAUCAUGUGGCCGCUGGUGGUUCAGGCAAUGUUCAAAUGCCAGCGUAUUCCCCAAGGUGUUACGCUCCAGAACUGCCACAACGCCCAAAGCUGUAGUAAUCAAAGUAAAUCGUGUACUUUGUUGCGAUGCGGCUGAUGCGCUCCACUUUAGAAUCACCAUCAGACUUUGUUUCAGGUAGAACUUGAAGGUUGCUGCCACCGCCCGUUGCUUCGGGAAGAUCAAAGGGAGAAGACGUGGUUCGUGCUUCUUCCGUUUCUGUUUUGAAAACAAUUUAAAUAAUGCUCAUGGAUAUUGUUUCUUGAAAUAAUUAUUUGGGGGCUUGUAUGCCCAUGUUUGCCAAGGUGUGGCAUAAACACUUGUGUUAAAUGUUUCCGUUGCUAUAAAUGUUUAUUUUACAUUAUGUUUGUUUAUGGAUGUACUAUGUGUGAAUGGUAUUCAAGACGCCUUGUAUAGUAUGGAUGAGUCGGACUGCGGUUGACUAUUUGUACUGUACGGCAGGUUGUUGACAAUUUAAAAACCGGCUAGGUCCGGGGCGUGACAAUUUAAUUGGUAUCAGAGCCUUAGUCUGUAAACAUCAUAAUGAAGCUUCAAAAUUUCUUUUUGAAAACGAAUUUGAAAACCAUGAGCAUAAGGUUUUGUACUUAUAGAACUUUUGGUACUUGAGUUGCAAUGUCUCUAAUUGUUAAGAUGGUACCCUUAACAAUUGGUAUGGCGGUGAUUUGAUCCAAAGGAUGUCUUUAAGUACCUAUCCGUCAAUUGACAUUUGAUACGAGUCUAAUGACUCAUUCUCAAUUUCUUUCAGAAAUGGAACGUACCGGGAAAGUAACUAGAAGGAACCCAACUGGCCGAGCACCGGGAGGAUCCGUGCAAGGCAGUAGAGGGGCUUCUAGGGUGUCCAGAGGACAGGGCCGUGGAGGCCAAGAUCAGACCGUGAGUGACGGUUAUGUUGGAACAGUCAACGAGUCCUAUGAGUCUGAGGAGGAUUCAACGUAUCAACCGGGAACUGAGCCGGUUGAGAACCCAUAUGAUGGGGAGUAUGAUGAUGCUAGUGAGGGGAGCGACGAUGAUGACGCUCUGGAAAGGAUGGAGGAACUACUCCGUCAAUUUCAACAGGAUCGCCAAAGGCGCCGGGCAAGGCGUGCUUUGGGAGGGGCUUCAAGAAGGGGAAGCCAUGCGGGUUCUAGGGGACAUGUAGAGUCCCGAGUAGAUCGAGGUGUCGAGGUCCCGAUAAUAAGGAUCUCGAAGUACCUCAAGGAAGCAAGAGACCUGGGGUGUAAACCGUUCGAUGGAAUGGGAGAUAUAUCCGUUGCGGCGGAGUGGAUCAAGAGGUUCAAUGAAGCGGCCCUUGAUAUGCAGCUGCCGUCAAACAUGAAGAUGAGAGUAGCAACAAGGUUGCUAGAGGGGAUGGCGUCCACAUGGUGGGACGGUGUCAAGGGGAAGUACGGUGAGGCCGUAAUUUGGGAGAAUUUCCGGCAGGAAUUCUUCAACCAAUACUACUCCAACUUCGAGGUGAACUUGAAGAGGAGAGAAUACACCAACUUGACCCAAGGAGGCAAGUAUACCGUGAGGCAACUUGAGCACAAGUUCAGGGAGCUCGCGGAGUUCAUACCGGAGUAUGCUUGUGAUGAGAACCAGAUGGUGAAUCACUUUUGGGAUGCUUUAGACUUAGACGUGCGUGAACGGGCAACACAAUUGCCUAACAUGACGUUUAGUCAAGUGGUGGAGCAAGGCCUGAAAGGGGAGAAGGAAUGGGAAGAAAGAAAACUGAAAAACGUCGAGGAGGCGAAGAAGAGGAAAUGGGAGAACACCGGCCCCCAAGGUUCUAGCAAGAAGGGGAACCACGGGGGAGGUGGGUCUUUCAGAACGCCCGCACCACCAUCUAGGGGAAAUCAAGGCCCAGGAGGGCAAGGCUCGAGGUCGCAAGGCUCGGGCAUUAACAGGUGCAACAACUGCAAGAGGAACCACGCGGGCGAGUGCCGCGAUCCCCCUAGGUGCUACCAAUGCGGGGAGACGGGGCACUUGAGAUCAAACUGCCCACAACUUGGGCGAGUCAUGGGUGCAGGACCUAGCAGCGGGACUACGGAAAGUAGGAACCGAGCAGGGGCACCUCACGCGAGCACGACGCACGGAGGGCCAAGUACAAGCAACGCACCAUCCGUGAACCAAGGCAAGACCCAGGCUAGGGUCUAUGCGAUGACGGACGCACGUGCUAACCCGGACUCCGUGGCGGUUUCAGGUAGAACUUGAAGGUUGCUGCCACCGCCCGUUGCUUCGGGAAGAUCAAAGGGAGAAGACGUGGUUCGUGCUUCUUCCGUUUCUGUUUUGAAAACAAUUUAAAUAAUGCUCAUGGAUAUUGUUUCUUGAAAUAAUUAUUUGGGGGCUUGUAUGCCCAUGUUUGCCAAGGUGUGGCAUAAACACUUGUGUUAAAUGUUUCCGC
Messenger RNA from Cuscuta europaea, 2831 nucleotides. The record is from the annotation of a GenBank genome assembly. Lineage: Eukaryota; Viridiplantae; Streptophyta; Magnoliopsida; Solanales; Convolvulaceae.